CACAUUCAAAUCCCCCAAGCAGGCAUGAAAGUUGUUUCGGCGUGUGUCAUGCAGGAAGAACGAUCGUACUUUCUUUCUUUCUUUCUUUCUUUAUCUGGCUGUUAUUUCCGGGACUGAUUAAGCGCCGCUGCCUGACUGGCUGCUGUGUCAGUGGAAACACCACAUGCGAGCGCCAUCAGACUGGGCAUUGAAGGGCACAAGCGGGUAGAGGUGAAUGACGGAGGUGACGAGUGGUGUAGGACUGGACGGGUUCGGACGGCACAAGCGACGUCCUGAAGCCGCGAGCUGCCCGACCUUCCUCUCACUUCGCCUUUUCUCGGCCCGCCCUCCCUCGAUCCUCCCUCUCCGUCCCGGAAGUGCCGGCCAGGUGAAGCUCCGGCAGGUGAGGUUGUCGAGAGCUUUGUCAGUGCCACCAUCGCGGAGGUGUGAGCGGAGAAGGCGACGUGGGCAGCGUAGAGUACGACUCGAGUUCAGCAGCAGGUGGUGCUGCCGGUUGCCACCAUGAAGCUCCACGGGAAGCCGGUCAUGCUGUAUGCCACCAGCAAGACCCCGGUCGACAAAGAGGGUCACUUGUACAAGAAGGGCGAGCGUAACACCUCCUAUCAGAAGCGCUGGUUCAUACUGAAGGGCAACCUGUUGUUCUACUACGAGAAGCGGAGUGACCGCGAACCGCUGGGGGUCAUCGUGCUGGAGGGCUGCUCCGUGCAGCUUUGUGAAUCCAACGAAAACUACGCCUUUGACAUCCGUUACGAGGGACCCGGGAUCCGCACCUACAAGUUAGCAGCGGAGGACCAGUGUACGCAGGAAGCCUGGGUGAAAGCCCUGCUAUGGGCGAACUUCAGUCGCUUGCGUAUGCUGGUGCAGGAUUUGGAGCGUACGUAUGAACAAGUGCACGUGGACUCGGGACCCCGGCACCGGCUCACGGUCUUAGGUAUCGAGAGUGAGCGGGUCACUACUCAUCUGAGGCGGCCGGUGCACGGGGGAGCAGCCACGCAUAAGCCAGGACCUUCCACUUUUACCAGCGAGCCGCUGGAAAACUUCGUAGAGCUGCACGAACGAUACCGGAAAGAGGUCGACGCAGUCCGGCAGGAGUGGCUCAGCAAGCGGAACCAACAGCAGGGUGACCCACCUGUGGCUGACCUCGUCGAUCUGAGCUGAGCUUGGAUGUGGCGCCAUCCAUCCACUUCAGUGGGCGCGUUGAGCACUACAGAAAUGAGCGCCAUUUGGUUUGGGCUCUUUUGGACAUUUGCUAAGGAAAUUACAUAAAAAGGGCUGCACUAAAGAAGGACGAAUGCCCGAUCCGGACUUUUGAUUGGUUAAUUAUGGACUUAAAAGAAAAAAAAAAAACGCAGCCUGACCUCUGGCGCGGCGCUGGAUGCCACGCCUCUUUUAGUCUGACGUGUUCCGUGUAUAUAAAAGGGGGCGCCCCCUACAUGUCAUUCAGCGACCUCACACUUGAACUCCGCUUUGGGGUCUUUUUCUUAUUUGAUCCAAUCAUGUGUAACCAUUAGUAUCAUGUGACCUCCCGAUGGUCUGCCUUUCACGAUUGUCCGCUGCAAUGACCACCCCGGCUUGAGGGGUACUGUGUAGGUCUGUGCUCUGAAUGUCGGGUGACGUGUGGUUUUAUUUCCUUAAUUCAUAUAACAUUUAUUUUGGUGACAGUUUUGGAAUAAAUUAAUUAUGAAUGUGGGGUUCUGCUCUUUUAGCGUCGUCUUCGGCUUGGGGUGCCAAUGCCAUUUUUUUAAAUUUUAUUUUAUUUUUGCACUAAGCACGCGAGCGCCAGUGGGGAUGAUGGGGACUGCAAUCCCCCCAUGUCGUUCGUUCCUAUCGGACGCUGGUCUGUUCGUCCAAAGCCAGUCGACAUUUUGUAUUUUCAUGCCACGUCUUUUCUCCGGAGAGGCUCAUGACGUCGGCACUGCUGACCAAACGAUGGCUGCGGCGUUUUCAAGUUUUUCUUUGACAUAUUGACUCCUUUAUUUUUUUCCCAACGGACGGAGUUCAUCUCUUUGUAACUGACCUGUAAAUGAAGCUGCGGACAUUGUGUGAGACGGAGACUUGCUAUUAAUUUAAAUCAAACGGCGCGUGCCUGAUGUAUUUAUUCCUCGUGGUGUGUUCUGCACGUCAUUGGCAGCUACGAUUCCUGGUUUGAACCUGAGAGGCCAGGAACUGAAAGUCAGUCCAUUAUUCCUGUUUGCAAUUCUCUAAUGAAUGUAUAUUGAUUUUUUUUUUUGUAUUAAAGCCUGAUUAAAGGCCUAUCCUAAAUAAAGAAUAAUCAGUAAAAAAAAGCCAUAACGCUGUGUAUU
This is a messenger RNA of Erpetoichthys calabaricus (reedfish), 2303 nucleotides long. RefSeq names its product PH domain containing endocytic trafficking adaptor 2 (gene pheta2). Gene Ontology annotation, cellular component: recycling endosome; early endosome; trans-Golgi network. The record is from RefSeq and is a predicted model, not a curated record. Gene Ontology annotation, biological process: receptor recycling; endosome organization; retrograde transport, endosome to Golgi. The coding region runs from base 502 to 1158 and encodes 218 amino acids. NCBI's taxonomy places the organism in Eukaryota, Metazoa, Chordata, Cladistia, Polypteriformes, Polypteridae. The transcript has 2 exons.